GACUAUACGUAACUAAUGAGUGCGUUAAGAAUAGUGAUCAUUUUUACUACUUUACUAAAUAGUUUAAUUGAAGCGGAAAUUGUUUAUAAUGGUAGUUCUACAGCCAAAGACGAUUGGUGGAAAUAUGCAACAUUCUAUCAGAUUUAUCCUCGAUCUUUCAAAGACAGUGACGGCGAUGGGAUGGGAGACCUGAACGGUAUUACUAGUAAAUUACAACAUCUAGUAAAUGCAGGAAUAACAGCUGCGUGGCUUUCGCCAAUUUUCAAAUCUCCUGGGGUCGACGCUGGUUAUGAUAUUAGCGAUUUUAGAGAUAUUGAUGAAAAAUUCGGAACUAUGAGUGAUUUUGAGCAGCUUAUCAAGACAGCCCAUGAACUUGGCCUGAAAAUUAUUUUAGAUUAUGUUCCGAAUCAUACAAGCGAUCAACACGUGUGGUUUCAGCUGUCCAAAAAUAAAACUGAAGGGUACAAAGACUAUUUCAUUUGGAAGAAGGGCUAUAAUUCAACGGCGCCUCCCAACAACUGGGUAUGCAUAAUAAUAUUUUCAAUUUCUUAUUUGGAAGUUUAUAAAUGGAUACUAAUGACAGAAGCAUGGGAAUCAACGAACCUCACCAUGAUGUUUUACGGAAAUGAAACUAAUGAGGGAGUGACUUUUCCAUUCAACUUCAAAUUUAUCACAGACUUAUCAACUUCAACAUCGGCCCAAGAUUUAGUAAAUGUCAUUUUAGAAUGGUUGAAUAAUAUGCCAGAAGGAAAAGUUGCAAACUGGGUGUUGGGAAAUCACGAUAACUUUAGAGCAGCUAGCCGUCUUGGGGUUGAAAAUGUGGAUGGAUACAACAUGUUGACAACCCUUCUGCCAGGUGUAGCUGUCACAUACAACGGAGAAGAAAUUGGAAUGGAAGACGGAGAAGUAACAUGGGAAGAAGGACAAGAUCCAAGAGCUUGCAAUGGGCUCGAAUCAGAGUUCAACACUGAAAGCAGAGAUUUUGAGAGGACUCCAUUCCACUGGGAUUCUACAGCUAACGCGGGAUUUAGCACAGCGAAUAAAACUUGGUUGCCCGUUAGUUCAAAAUACAGAACAAACAAUCUUGAACUACAAAGUAGAGAAGGAGAAAAGAGUCACUUCCAUAUCUACCAAAGUCUAAUGAAAUUGAGAAAAGAGAACACCUUCAUUUUCGGAAAUCUAGACGUAGAGGUUUUAGCACCUAACGUUUUAGCAUAUACAAGGGCAUUGGAUGGUAACGAUACCUAUGUAUUUAUAUUUAAUAAUGGAGGUAAUUCUACAACAGUGUCACUAUCUCCGUUUAAAUCUGUCACUGGGAACAUGAAAGUAGUCCUAUCCAGUACCAGUUCUUCAAGAAACGAAGGGGACAUUCUCUCAAUAGAAAACAUAAAUUUGGGUGCUCACGAGGCAAUAGUGGCUAAAUCAGGAUCAAAUAAUUUAGUACGAUGGAGCAUUUACAGUUUUCUAUUUAUAGUAUUAUUCUUAUUUCGAUUUUCUUAAUUAAAUUAAUUAACUUUUUAACUGUUAUAUUUGGAAUU
Molecule: messenger RNA, 1538 nt
Organism: Agrilus planipennis (emerald ash borer)
Lineage: Eukaryota; Metazoa; Arthropoda; Insecta; Coleoptera; Buprestidae
Product: maltase A1-like
Exons: 4
Coding region: 16-1500 (494 amino acids)
Biological process (GO): carbohydrate metabolic process
Source: RefSeq, a predicted model, not a curated record